Messenger RNA from Paramecium tetraurelia, 2583 nucleotides. RefSeq lists its product as uncharacterized. The record is from RefSeq and is a predicted model, not a curated record. NCBI's taxonomy places the organism in Eukaryota, Ciliophora, Oligohymenophorea, Peniculida, Parameciidae. The transcript has 5 exons. Gene Ontology annotation, molecular function: protein binding.
AUGGGUGGUAGAAAUUCUAAGGAUAAUAAAAUAUCUUAGGAAGGAACAAACACAUAACACUCAACUCCUAAUAGUAAAAAUGUUUUAAUCUUUAAAGCUAGCAAUAGAGCCGAUAUCUCAGUUGAAAAUAAAAAAUCCAAUCCUACACUGUUCAAAAAAAGUACUAACAAUAAUUAUUCCUCAGUUAUUUCACUAAUAAGACAAGCCAACUAUAGUGUGGCCUUGAAACAAUUAGAAAUUAUGGAGGAUCUGCAUUCUUAGACUCCUGAUUUUCAUUAUUGGAAGGGUAACCUCUUAAAUUUACUUUCAGGUUUGGCAUAUCUAGGAUUAAAUGAUCUCCAAAAGGCUUAAGAAUCCUGUGAAUAAGCAAUUAAAUACGAUCCAAAUCACAUACUUGCCUUGGCAGAAAUAGGGAAUAUUUAUAUAUUGGCUUAAAAAUACGAGGAGGCUCAUUAAGUAUUCACAGAACUCUUGAAAAUAGACCAGAAGUCCUUUGAAGCCCAUUUGGGACUAGGCUUUAUUCGAACACAAAUCAAUGACUUUAAGACAGCAUAAUAGCAUUACGAGUUUGUUUUAAAUUGUGGUUUAGAGGAGAAAAUAACCUCUCUGAAUUAUGGCCACAUGUUGUUUAAAUAAAAAAACUAUGAUAUGGCCUUGAAAUUUUAUACAAAAUCAUUAGCCAUUGAUAAAGAAUAUCUGAGUGCCUUUCAAGCUAUUGGAAACUUAUAUUAUUAAUAAAAAAAGUUCAAUGAAUUGCUAGAAUUCUGUGAUUAGAAUAGCAGCAAUUCAUCUUGGAAUAUUCAUGUUUUAUAACUAAAAAGUUAAGCUUACUUUGGAUAAGAACAGUAUGAUAAAGCACAACAAAUGUGUGAGUUGAUCUUAAAGGAGGAUAAAAAUAAUAUUGAAGCUCUCUAUAAUAUUUCAAAAUGUCUCAAAGCAUAAGGCAAAUAUUCGUAAGCUCUGAAUUGCUUAGAGAAAGUUCUCUUACUUUCCCCAAAAAAUAAAAAAUUAUUAAAUUUUAAAGCAAAUCUCUAAAUAUCCUUAUAACGCUUCUAACAGGCUUUACAAACUUGUGAUGAACUAUUCGAAUUGGAUGCUAAUGAUUCAUACUCAUUUUAUAUAAGAGGUUUGGCGUAUAUGAAUAUGAAGGCAUUUGGUAAUGCAAUUGAUGAUUUUGAGAAAGCAAUAAAUUUUGAACUUCACCAUACUUUUAAUCAAAAAGUGUAUCAGUCUAAAAUUAAGUGUCAUUUAGAAUUUCAACAAUUUCAAUAGAUCUAAGAUUGCUACGACUUUCUACUGGCUUUUACUAAUAAUGAUUAAGAUAAAAUCAAAAUUCAUAUUGACAAAGGAUACUAUUAUUUAAUCUCGAAAAAUAUCGAAAAUGCAGAGAUAAAUUUCAAUAAAGCAUUAAAAUACUAAUUUAAUCUAUUGAACACUUAAAUUAAGAUUGCUAAUUGCUUUAGAGACACCAAGCAUUUUAAACAAGCUAUUAUGUUAUAUGAUAAGAUAAUCUAAGCAAAUUCGAAAUUUGUAGAUGCUUAUAUCGAAAAGGCGAUAUUAAUGGAUCUAUAAUAAAAUAACUCUUAAACGAUUCAUUUAUGCAGCAGAGCCAUUGAUCUAUAAAAAAACUAAGCCAAACCGUUUAUGUUGAGAGGAAAAGCAAAUAUGUAAACUCAAUAAUAUGAUGAAGCCUUACAAGACUUUGAGCAAGUAAUAAGACUGGAACCCAAUAAUCACCAAGCACUUUUUGAAUCUGGCUAGGCUUAAUACAUGUCAAGCAAUUUCGAGAAAGCAUGCGAAAUGUUUGGAAAGGCACUGGUAAUAGCACCAGAAAUUGAGUAAUAUCAUAUCAAGAGGGCAAUCGCUCUUUCUUUGCAAGAUUUUGAUAAAGAAGCAAUAGAGUAUCUAAAAGAUGCUAUUAAUUAAUUUCCAGAGUUUGAGGAUUGCUAAAAUCUGAUUGAUAGUUUAGAGGCCAAACCUAAACAUGUUAGAGAAUAUGCAAAUGUAUUUGUGUAUCUGAUAGUAAUGUUCUUCGAAAUUGGGGAAUAAUUAUCUAAAUAAGAAUCACUAGUACCAACUAUUGAAGUAGAUUCAAUUAUUAAAUUGCUGAAUCUAAAAAUGAAGGAGAAUUUUCCAAAAAUAUCAAAUCUAUUUGAAAUAGUUCGCUACUUUAUCUUGAAUAAGUUUGAUUGUGAAGUUAAGAUUAGCAAUGAACAAAUAAUAAGAAUUCUAUUGUCUAUAUAUUAAGCCAAGUAUCAUCCUGACAAUGGCACAAAAGUAGUUAUGAUAAUGGAUAUGAUAGAAUUAGGUAAAAAGAUUGCGAGAUUAAAAGAUAGAUAGAUUAGGGCAGGUAUUAAAUUAGAGAAUUAGAGAAUUCAAUCAGAAUUCUUGAAAUUCUUAUCUAAAUCUAAUAAUUCUAUCUUUAUCUCCUCUUCUGCUGGAUUUGCUAUAAAAGAUUCAAUUUAAGUUCUGCUAUUUUUAAUAUUAAACUUUAAUACUAUAAACUCUGAUUUAACAAAUCUCAAGAACUCAAUAUAUAGUAAUGUAAAAAAUGGGGUUUUAGAUGCCAUAAAACCUAAAUGA